This is a messenger RNA of Arabis nemorensis, 546 nucleotides long. The record is from the annotation of a GenBank genome assembly. Lineage: Eukaryota; Viridiplantae; Streptophyta; Magnoliopsida; Brassicales; Brassicaceae.
AUGGGGCUUUCGUUUGCAAAGCUUUUCAGCCGGCUUUUUGCCAAGAAGGAGAUGCGUAUCCUUAUGGUUGGUCUUGAUGCUGCUGGUAAGACCACCAUUUUGUACAAGCUCAAGCUUGGUGAGAUUGUUACCACCAUCCCGACCAUUGGGUUUAAUGUGGAGACGGUUGAAUACAAGAACAUCAGUUUCACGGUGUGGGAUGUCGGGGGUCAAGACAAGAUCCGUCCCUUGUGGAGGCACUACUUCCAGAACACUCAAGGUUUGAUAUUUGUUGUAGAUAGCAAUGACAGAGAUCGAGUUGUUGAAGCAAGAGAUGAACUUCACAGGAUGUUAAACGAGGAUGAGCUUCGUGAUGCAGUACUGCUUGUGUUUGCCAACAAACAGGAUCUUCCAAACGCAAUGAAUGCUGCUGAGAUAACUGAUAAGCUUGGACUCCACUCUCUCCGACAGCGUCAUUGGUACAUCCAGAGCACAUGCGCCACCACCGGUGAGGGACUGUACGAAGGUCUGGACUGGCUCUCCAACAACAUUGCUAACAAAGCUUGA